AAACAAAACAAAAAAAAGUCCCAAGAAACGUAACUCCCAAAUCUCAGAACGAUAAUCAUAAUCUGAAAAUCUUCAUCAAUUUUCAACCCUCCCAAUUCAUUCAGAGGAUGUCUGAACAACAGACAGUGGACUAUGAACACAACAGCAAUGAUGAGAAAAGGAAGCUGCUUGUCUCACAGAUAUGCAUGGAGGCAGUGAAGAACUUCCCACCCACCGCAGCUUCAAUGCCCUCCUCCCCGACCGGCCACCGGAAAACCUGUCUCUGCUCCCCCACCACCCACCCCGGCUCUUUCCGGUGCCGCUACCACCGCAACUCCAAGCUCACUCGCGCCUCCAUGUCCGUCGCCUCCAAUCUCUCUGAACUAGGUAGCGCUUCUGUUGCCAGCAAGCUCUCCGAGCUCGCUGCGCGUAAGUAAGGGCCCGGGCCCACCCCCGCCCCUGUUCCCAUUGCAGGACAGAUGAUGGAUGAUCUUCAUCUUCUUCAUCUGUUGAAAUGCUGCUGUACAUUUGAAGAACUAUUUUUUUCUUUCACCCUUUUUGUUAAUGAAUGCUAUACAUAUAC
This is a messenger RNA of Cuscuta campestris, 562 nucleotides long. The record is from the annotation of a GenBank genome assembly. Lineage: Eukaryota; Viridiplantae; Streptophyta; Magnoliopsida; Solanales; Convolvulaceae.